This is a messenger RNA of Protopterus annectens (West African lungfish), 4304 nucleotides long. RefSeq names its product sorbin and SH3 domain containing 3 (gene SORBS3). Gene Ontology annotation, molecular function: protein binding. NCBI's taxonomy places the organism in Eukaryota, Metazoa, Chordata, Ceratodontiformes, Protopteridae. The transcript has 19 exons. The record is from RefSeq and is a predicted model, not a curated record. Bases 58 to 2568 code for a protein of 836 amino acids.
GAGAAUCUCCACUGACAGAAUAUCUUUGUUAGCAGUAGCACUACAUCUCUGCUCAGGAUGCUGAAUGGUUGGUUGCCAGAUGGUUCUUCCACUCUUCCAUGGAUGCUAAAUGGAGAGUCUUACAAGCCUCACCUGCUAGAUGGUGACCAUUUGUCUAACUUUGACUUAAUUCUACCGUAUCUUCAGAAAAGUUCAUCUCCACAACUAAAUGGUGAAGCGGUAGUCAAUAAAGUGGCCUCACCAAAAGAGAACAAGGUUCCCAUCAUUCGUGGUAGUGGCUCCAACACCCUGACCUUUGAAUUUUGGAAUUCUGAACCACAUAAUGUUUUGGAUGAGGCACCUGUUCCAUCACAGAAAGACUUCAGUUAUAAAGGUACAGAAGUCGGUGCUCUGAUGCCUCAGUCUGCAAUCCCACUGCACUCCCAUAAUGGAUUCAUGUACACAUCCUCUGGGGCAAGGAAGAGUCCAGUAGAACAGAAGAUGGUGAAAUAUGAUGGUAUUGGUCCAGUUGAUGAAACGGGGAUGCCCAUUGCUUCUAGACCGAGUGUCAGUAAACGCCGGGACUGGUACCGAAGUAUGUUUCGACAGAUACAUCCAAAACUAUCAGAUGAUGAAUUUUAUGCUGAGAGACGAAAUUCAUUGGAGGGUGAAGUGUGGCUGGAUGAAGAGGUAAACAAGUAUGAUCAACAUGCUGCCCAGGCUCGAACAUCAGCACCAGGAGAGAUAAGACAACUGGAGUUGAAAACUAGAGAGAGUAGCAAGGACCUAACAUCAUGCAUGGAGUCCAAGAGCAUUGUCAGCUGUGAACCUGGUAGCACUUUACUGCUGGAACAGCAGAUGCAGAUUAACAAAGGUUUGGUACUCUCGCCAGGAGAUCGACGUCCUGAUCCCACUGAGAUAGCCCUUGUGAAAGACCUGGCUGAGUUUAAUGCAGAGUUAGACAACGACAUUAAAAACAUGAAGAAUCGUAUGAGCCUGAAUUCAAGAUUCACCAAGGUGAACAAGGUUAAGGGCUCUCAAGACCACCAUUCAGUAAGAAAACCAUACAACGAUAUUCGUGGCAGUACCUUCAACACACCAGUCUACAAUAGCAUGAAGGGAUUAAGCCCGACAUCCACCCACCACCUUGUGCCAGACAGUCCAAGGGGGAAUAAAGAUGAAGAUGACUUCGCCACCAACCACUUUGGGUAUAUGAAGUCCCCAACUUCUCCACGACCUGGACGACUGUCUAGUAGCACAUUCCCUGGAAAUGGGACUACACUAGUGGACACUGAAGAUGGCCUCUCACGGAAGGAUGAUAAGAAGAUGAUAGCUGCUCGAGUGAAAUAUGACUUUCAGGCUCAAAAUUCAAAGGAACUAACUGUACAGAAGGGAGAUAUUGUAUAUAUCCACAAGCACGUUGACAAGAACUGGCUGGAAGGAGAACAUCACGGGCGAGUGGGGAUUGUUCCAGUUAGUUACAUAGAGGUCCUGCAGUCCAAUGAUAUUCCAAAACCAAUAAAAUCACCAGCAGUCCAAGUGCUUGAAUAUGGUGAAGCCGUUACUCAGUUCAAUUUUAAGGGAGACUUACCAGUGGAGCUAUCAUUCCGGAAGGGUGAACGGAUCUCUCUGAUUCGUCAGGUGGAUGAAAACUGGUUUGAAGGAAGAAUUCCUGGUACUAGCAGACGAGGAAUAUUUCCAGUUAACUAUGUCCAUGUGGUGAAGUGGCCUCGUGUGAAGAAUUCCACGGAUUCCCCAACUUCAGCAACAUUGGUACAGGAGCAAGAGACCACUUCUCCAGAGCCUUACAGUCCAGCACAUUUCUUUAACUCAGUCUCAUCCCCUAGGCUUGGUUCUCCCUCAUCUCCCCAAAAUGUACGCACUUCAUCUCCUUCUCAGCAACCAGCUACUGUUCUAGUGCGUGCCAGUGCUUAUCCUGCAAUAUCCCCCACAGUCCAGAAAAAGGAUAAAGAGGGUUCUGACUUUGAUCAGUUGCACAAGUCUAAUAUCUUUCACACCAUUCCAGCAUCACAAAGUAUACUCCCUCAACAAAUGUCUCCAGGGUUCCUAUAUUCCAGAGAGUCAAAUCAUUUUGCAAAUGUUUCUGUUCCUCAAUCCAAUGUAGUUUCUUCAGCGUCUCCCAGCUUUCAGAGGCUAGCAUCACCCAUCAUAACUACAAAGUAUCAUGGGACCACAGGAGUUCAGAGUACUCCCAUUACAGUGAAAUCACCAUCCACCGUACAGAGCACCCCCUCAGCAGUUACUCCAAAGCAAAUGCUGGAAAGUCAUGUUCAGAAUACAGCUUUCAGCUUUACUGUUCCGGAUGUUUCUAACCAUCAAGUUAACACAGCAGCUCCCAAGAGCCAACACCAGCAGGAGAUGGCUUCCAGCACCUCUACUGAGAAAAUAGAAUGGCUACCAUACAAAGCCAUUUACAGUUACACACCCCAGAACAGUGAUGAAUUGCAGCUUAUAGAGGGAGAUCUGGUCGAUGUCAUGCAGACGUGUGAUGAUGGUUGGUACAUUGGUGUAUCCAGACGGACCAAGACAUUUGGAACUUUUCCAGGGAAUUAUGUCACUCCAUUAUGAUCCCACCUCUUCCACACUACGUCUUCCACAAAGCUUACAAACUGACAUUACUGAGUUUUCCUGUGCAGUUCUUUGACAUUUACUGAAACCACCUACCCAUCUAUAGACAACCUGGAGGCAGCAUGAAUGAUACCUGGGAGAGACUUACCUGUAGGUGUGGCCAUGUGUACUACCAAUGCAUCUUGCAGAAAGGAUCAGCAACAGUUUAUUCUCCCACCUCCUCCUAAACUAAGGAGGGAUGUUUUAUACUGACCAUUACAGGUGUUUUUCUUCAUACAGAUUCCUUUAUGUUUUACUUAAGGUAUUAACGGAUCUUAGAUUUUGGCCUCUCAAGUGCUCAUGAAGAAAUAUUUAAUCAUUCUCAUAACAGUCUGCCAAAUCAGGAUAAUUUCAACAGUGUGAGAUUUGGAGUACUUAGUUGAAAAUUAAACAGUAGUUUGCGGGCCCCUAGUUGCUACAGAUAGGCACAGAAGAGGCCAUUUACCCUAAAAUCACCACAGUGCUAUACAGUGCUAACAUGUGUUAAGGAAAACUGAAUGUCUGAGUCAUUUCUUUAGGAGGUGUCAGUCAGUUAACUGGCACACAAUGUAAAUUCACAUUGCAAAUCACAUACCACAGAAAAAUCACUUCAGUGAAAAUAUACUUCUAAAUAUGUAAAAACAAAGCAUACAGUUAUGGUGCCACCAAUUCAUUACACAAACUACCAUUCAAACAUUCAUUUGUCAUGAAUUACGUAUGAAGUAAAUGUUGUUAGGGGCUGUGCCUCCUCUGUUAUUUAUAUAUAUUGUUAAGUCUGACAGCACUGUGUCACUAGGGAAUUGCCAAAGUAGCCAAACACCCUUCGCACACUUUCUGUCAAUAUUCUAAAGUACAUUCAUUCAUCACUACAAAAGUGCUUGUAAAACCUAGUAUUUUCCCUUCCCCAGGUUUCUCUGACAUUAAGUAUAUUGGUCAUCUUUCCAGACAUAUUUGCUUUGCACUGUAAUUUUUUUAGACAUCUUUGCAACUUAUGAUCUAGAUAUCAUAGUUAGUCUGUGUAAAAAGUCCAUUUCCCUCACAGUUCCACAUUAAAAGCAUCUGACUUAUUAGUUCAAUAAAAGUGCUUUUUAUAAGUUUAAAGUAAUGAAAUGCAACUGUCCUGUUCUGUGAGCUUCCUAAUUGCAGUUCUCAGUAAGUUGCUAGUAGGUGUUCCAUAUUUUAUCCAUUUGUUCCACAUUACGGGAGGUACUCCAAAUUGUGUGAAAAAAUGUUCCAAAUUUUGGAGAUGGAAGGAUGAAAGCUGUAAUUGAUGCUCAUCAUAUUGAUCAUAGCUACAUUAACCAUAGCUAUAUGGGUUACGUCCUGCCAGGAAUAUAUUAGCGGGCAGCAUCCAAAGCUUCAGGCCAUCGUCCAUGUGCUCAAACCAUUAGCCAGCUGAAGCUGAGUUACCUAAAAGUCCUGAACGUCAAACCCUUCAGAGCAUUUCGACUAUCAAACAGAGCACUCCUCUGCAGGCUUGUGAGGAUCAAAAGUUGGCAUGUGCUGUUCCAUUGCUGGGAAGAUAAGUUCUCCUUGGAGAAAAUUUCCACAUUCAAAUAUUUUAUAAUUUUAUUGUGUUUUCCUGGCUAGGAUAGUUAUUUUUCAACUAGGAGUUUGUGUUUUAAAGGACUGUCUUGUGCCUUAACUGUACUUUUAAAUGGGGGGGAUGAACUUUUUUCUUUCAGUUUUAAAAGUUAUUAAAAACAGUUGAGAACUAU